Molecule: messenger RNA, 3228 nt
Organism: Oryzias melastigma (Indian medaka)
Lineage: Eukaryota; Metazoa; Chordata; Actinopteri; Beloniformes; Adrianichthyidae
Gene: cavin2b
Product: caveolae associated protein 2b
Exons: 6
Coding region: 941-2116 (391 amino acids)
Cellular component (GO): cytoplasm; caveola
Molecular function (GO): protein kinase C binding
Source: RefSeq, a predicted model, not a curated record
UGAACAGAAGAACAUUGUUCCACAUUUGAGAAUGGAACACAAUCCUGGUUCUACAGUUUAGAACAGAACAUAAUUUUGGUUCCACAGUUUAGAUUAGAACAUUCUGGUUCCACAGUGUAAAAACAAUGGACCCCAGGCCAGACAUUCUCAUACAAACAGAGGAAGACAGCCGACUCUUUUCCAGAUGACUUCACUUGAAAAACAUGAGCGAGGAGAACAUUUCCACCCUCCCUCCUGACCUGUCACCAUGACAACAGACCACACCCCCUCGGGCUGUGGUAAACACAGCUCCAGAGCAAAGCCAGUUAACCCUUUCAGUCCGGAAAAGUUGACCUAAUUAAUUGUGAAAUGUUAAUUAACUUUACUGUUCUCCUUCAUUUAUGUUUUUUAAUAACAAUGAAAUAUUUUGCCCGUUCAACAUUUGACCACAUAGCCCCAUCCGUCUUUGUUUUAGAAAUGUUUUUGUUAAAUCGUCAUAGUUUGUUGACAGUUUUCCAGAUUUUAUCCUCAUUCAGUGAUGUAGGGACUUUUUGUCUUUGAUAUUUGAGCAGAAACUGCCCAGAUCAGGUUUGUCUUCAGGGUUUUUUUUAUUUAUUUAUUUGUUUUUUGGGUGCUUACCAGUAGAUUCCACUGAUUUUUAUUUAUUUAUUUUUUUAAUCAUUUUCUUUUGAAAACAGGAAACAGGGACUGGGGUGGAGUUUCUAAGGGGAAGGUUCCUGUCUUUGUUCUUGAACAAUUCCUCUGCAGCUCGUCAGAAUGCAGCAGUGAAGUGGUUAAAGGUGUGGACAGCAGGGAAGUUGACUGGAAAGUUUCCUUCACAGCCAACCAAUCGGAGAACAGCAAACACACACAGGAACGCUGAAGCAGGCGAGGUUGGCUUUAUGGGACUUUGUUUUUGAACAGAAACUAACUGUAGAUUUCUAACCGUAGAAGUGUCAAUAUGGUCACUACUGAAACCCACCAGAGCCAGGACUUGCUGGUUCCCCUCAAGAACCCAGAGGAGCCGGAGCUGGCCUCGCCCUCCUUUCCCUCAACAGAAAUGGAUCCGGACAAGUUGAGUCAGGGACCCGUCAACGCAAUCACAGUCCUCACGCUGCUGGAUAAACUAGUCAACAUGCUGGACACUGUGCAGGAGAACCAGCACAAGAUGGAGACGCAUCAGGUGGAGAUGGAAGAUGUGGUUAGAGGGAUCCAGGUGGAUAUCACCAAACUCUCUAAGAACCACAGUCACACCUCCAACACAGUCAGCAAACUGCUGGACAAGAGCCGCAAGUUAUCUGUGACCAUGAAAGAGGUCCGGGAAAAAAUGGAGCGUCAGGCUGUCCAGGUGAAGAAGCUGGAGGCAAACCACGCCCACCUUAUCAGCAGAAACAACUUCAAAGUCCUGAUCUUUCAGGAGGAAAAUGAAAUCCCUUCCACCGUCUUUGUAAAGGAUGCUCCCCCAUUCCCUCGAGACGGGAUUUUAGAAGAAGGAGAUGAAUCUGCUGCAGGAACAACAGGAAACCAAGAAGAUGGACUCCAGACCAUUGACCUCUCCUCUGAUGAAGAUGUGGGCCUGGAAGCCGAUCAGGAAGAAGAAGAGUUUUGGCCUCAUGAUCUGGACAACAUGGAAAAGUCCAGAGCAGAGAAACUAAAGCGGUCGAGUCUAAAGAAGGUGGACAGUCUGAAGAAGGCCUUCACCAGGGAGAACAUUGAGAAGAAGAUGAACAAGAUCAAACAGAAAACUUCAGUCCUGAAAGUUUCACCACAAAUGUUCAAUAUCAGGAAGCCUCGCAGCAGCUCAGACUCUCAACCUCCAGAGGGAUCUCCUCACACCGAGGUAGUCCUCACAACUGAGGCUGAGAUCCAGCUUUCUCCACCAAGCAGCUCUGAGCUGGAGGUUCCCUUCACUGAGGUUCAUGCCCAGCUGGCUCCAGCAGAAGAGGAGCAGGAGGGGGAGAAGAAGGAGGAGGUGAAGCAGGACGAGGAGAAGCAGGAGGAGGAGAAGGGAUCAGUGAUGGCAGAGGCUGAUGAAUCAAUCGUCUCAGAAGCAGUGGGUGGAGACUAUGCUCUGUCCUCCACCCUCCCACAGGAGGAGGAAGGAACAGAAGAAGGAGAUAAAUCUCAGGAGGACUGAAGUCCUUCAGACCUUCUGAAAGCAGCAGACCAGACUUUGGUCUCUCAUUCUGGACUUUCUCUUUGAGGUCUCGGCUUUGUCUUUCUGUCGUAGCAAUCUGUAUUUCUUCUCUUGUUGAGAAGAACCAGUGUUCUGCACUUGUUAAGAUUCCAUCAGCAUGUUUUUUACACCUAAACUCCAUUUUUGACCCAAGAUCCUUCUCGAAAGUCAUCGUCAUGCAGACGGACUGACUGAGGGUGCGGUGGAGAUCUGGCUGAACAGAAACCUCUGAACCACCUGACCCACAUGUGACCUCAGGCACACACAUUCCUGCAACAUUCCGCUGUUGGCAAACAAAGUUUGUUCAGAUCACCCGGGUUCUUCAGCUCCUCCUCAUUUAGGUUCUGCCAAAGUUGAGAAGAUCUUCAUUUUCCAUACAAGCUUUUUUAACCUUACUGAUUAUCCAACAUUCCCAUGAAGGUUUUCUCAAAGUUCCAACAGUUCUGACUAGAAGAAUUGUUUAAUUGCUUUUCUGAUGUUCUCCUUAGCUUUUUUUCAAUAUAUUAUAACACACUUUAUGCUUGACUUUAGCUCACUUAACAGUUUUAUUAGAUGUUCUUUCAAGAUCCAAGUCUCAAAUCACUGUAAAAUCCUCUGGAUUCCUCUGCCUUAAUAUAUGUAUACAACAUUUUGAAAAUGUUCUUCAGAGAACCCAAACCUUUGUUCUAUUUUAGCACAAAUAUUAUUGUUUUCCUUGAUCUUUGUAACAAAACCUAAAAUGUUCUUUAAAAAAAAGUGCCCCAGUUUUAUUCUUCUGACUUUUCUCCACCAUGUUUUUGCAAUCCUCCAAUGUUCUUCUGAAGUUUCUUUGAAGGUUAUUUUCAUUGAUCAGUGGAACUGAUGUGUCUGCAGACACAACAUGCAGAGUUACCAAUCCAAAUAAUCAGCAGAACUGAUCAAACCAUUUCUAGUUGGUUCCUUUGAUGUUUCAUAUUGUUCUUCUAUGUUUAUUGUGAGUCAAGCCUUCUUCUGCCAAAGAACAUUUCCCUUUUUAAACCUUUUUGCAGACUGUUUAAGGGUGGGUUGGUGGGUGGGGGUCACCUGAACUUCAAUCAAUAAAACCGUUGACACCA